AUCCUCACACGCACACAAUUUAACCACAAGAGUGCAGGGUAGAAGAAACAACACACGCACAAGCACAAUGAGACCUCAAAAGCCCCUCUGUUCCUUCUUCUUCUUCUUCUUCUUCUUCUUCUUCUUCAGCUUGAUCCUAACUCUAUAUCCAGCAGCAGCGGACCAUGAAGGCCCAAGCAGCGGCACCAGCAUAGUCUUUGCCACGACGGGUAGAUCAAGAUACGCCUUCGACAUCUACACCGUUCCAACAGUGGACCCACCAACCAACGCCAACGAGCUCCGAAUCACCGAUGGCCACUCCGUCAACUUCAACGGCCACUUCCCCUCACCAACAUCAUCCUCAAUCCUCUCUAUCAUACCCAAUCAAACCCUCAUCAACCUCAUCUACGUCACAGAACGAAACGGAUCCUCAAACAUAUAUCUUGAUGCAAUCUAUUACGAUAGUCCCGACCACACCAGAAGACGAUCGGCUCUCCAAGUCCCGAUUAGAGUUCAAAUCCCUCUGUUAGGCAGUGAACCGUCAAUUGGUCGAAUUUCAAUGAAGGAUAGGCCGAGUUUGGUGGGUGAGUACUUGGUAUACGUGUCGACUCAUGAAGACUCGGGCGUGCCUCGGACAAGUUGGGCAGCUGUGUACUCGACUCAGCUCGAAACCGGGUUGACUCGGAGGUUGACGCCGUACGGGGUCGCCGAUCUCAGCCCUGCCGUGUCUCCAUCGGGUGUUUGGACUGCUGUGGCGUCUUUUGGAGAGAGGGGAUGGAGUGGUGAAGUUGAGGAACUGAGUACUGAUAUUUAUGUAUUCUUGACUAGGAAUGGGUCGAACCGAGUCAAGGUGGUUGAGCACGGUGGGUGGCCGAGUUGGGCGGACGAGUCCACUCUGUACUUUCAUCGGAGGAGUGAUGAUGGGUGGUGGAGUGUUUACAGAGCGAUUCUUCCAGAAAUCGGAGCAGUUAGCGUUGGCACGGUUGUGAUUCAGCGAGUCACACCUCCUGGUCUUCACGUGUUCACUCCGGCGGCUUCGACAGCAAACAGGAGCUUCAUUGCGGUGGCUACGAGAAGACCCGAUUCGGAGUUCCGCCACAUAGAGCUGUUCGACGUUGAUUCGAACGAGUUCAGAUAUGUGACUCGACCCAUAGCACCACAAAAUCAUCACUUUAACCCUUUUAUCUCACCCGAUUCAACGCGGGUCGGCUACCAUAAAUGCAGAGGAGACAGCAAUGGAGGAAAACCCGAAAAUUUGUUGCUUGAAAACAUCCAGAGUCCUGUACCCGACAUCUCACUGUUUCGGGUUGACGGGUCAUUUCCUUCCUUCUCGCCUGAAGGGGACCGAAUUGCCUACGUUAGCUUCCCCGGUCUCUAUGUCGUGAAUCGGGACGGGUCGAACCGGCGCGAGGUCUUCACCGGAACCGCCUUCUCAAGCGGGUGGGAUCCGAAACGGAAAGGUGUGGUCUACACUGCUGUGGGACCCAUAUUCGCGACAGAGAGCACUAAGGUUGAUAUAAUCUCUAUCAAUGUUGAUGAUGAUAAAUUGGGCUACAAAAAAUUGACCACCGGCGGCGAAAACAAUGCAUUUCCCUCAGCUUCCCCCGACGGAAAGUUGCUCGUUUUUCGUUCGGGUCGGUCGGGUCACAAGAACUUGUAUAUAAUGGACGCUGUGGAUGGAGAAAUGGGUGGUAUCCACCGGCUGACGGAGGGCCCCUGGACGGACACGAUGUGUAACUGGUCACCGGACGGCGAUUGGAUCGUUUUUGCGUCGGACCGGGAGAAUCCGGGUUCGGGUAGCUUCGAGUUGUAUAUGAUUCACCCGAACGGAACAGGGCUCCGGCAGUUGGUACAGAGUGGGUCAGCUGGGCGGACUAACCACCCGUGGUUCAGCCCGGAUGGGAAGACUAUUGUAUUCACUUCGGACUAUUCUGCAGUGUCAGCUGAGCCAAUCUCGAACCCACAUCAUUAUGGCCCUUAUGGUGAUAUUUUUACGAUUAGAUCAGACGGCUCUGAGAUACGAAGGAUGACACAUAACGCCUAUGAAGAUGGGACUCCUACUUGGGGUCCCACGUACAUGAGGGCCGUCGAUGUGGAGCGGCCAAAUGAUGGACCACAGUGCUCAUUUGAGGAUUGUCACUGGCUCAAGAUUAGUCGGAACCAGGGUGUAGAGGUUGGACCCUUGGGCUUCACCGAAGCUCAAUGUGGUCGAUAAGUAGGCAGCACUCUGUUGGAUUGUAGACACCACUUGUGAUGUAUCAUAUGAGAUAUGAGCUAUUGUACAUUUGUGCCAUAUAAUUAAGAAAUAAAUAGAUAACCGCUACAUUGUAGUAAUGAGGAGGACUGUUAUAAAGUAUUAUCUUAGUUUUCCUUGUA
Molecule: messenger RNA, 2355 nt
Organism: Cornus florida
Lineage: Eukaryota; Viridiplantae; Streptophyta; Magnoliopsida; Cornales; Cornaceae
Exons: 1
Coding region: 68-2194 (708 amino acids)
Source: RefSeq, a predicted model, not a curated record